This is a messenger RNA of Poecile atricapillus (Black-capped chickadee), 6340 nucleotides long. RefSeq names its product zinc finger protein 638 (gene ZNF638). The transcript is spliced from 25 exons. The record is from RefSeq and is a predicted model, not a curated record. NCBI's taxonomy places the organism in Eukaryota, Metazoa, Chordata, Aves, Passeriformes, Paridae. Gene Ontology annotation, cellular component: nucleus. Gene Ontology annotation, molecular function: zinc ion binding; mRNA binding. The coding region runs from base 319 to 6117 and encodes 1932 amino acids. Gene Ontology annotation, biological process: regulation of RNA splicing.
GAGACAACAGAUGGACAAUGGGGAAAAUGAGGAAUUCCCGGCUUUGGAGUUCUCCCAGUUUGGGCUGGGACGAGGUUGGGAUUUUGGGAAUGAGGAUGGGAAGCGCUGAUGUCGCGGCCGCAGCUUUGUGUUGUUCUUGGAAAGUUUGGCACCACUUGUGAAUUCCCUGAACCUUGGCCUUGCCGGCCCCUUUGUGUCGGGCCCUCCUCCUCCUCCUCCUUUUCAGCUUGUCCAAAUUCAGACCCACGUGGCUCUUCCGGCGCGGCGGGCGGGCGCCUCCCCACGCCGGCGUCGGCCGGGCAUUGCUGAAAGACGGCAAUGUUUAACCCCAGAGGAACCUUGCCCCCGAGACCCAGAGGACCCAACCCGGCGGGCGCCAAAACCCCACCGGCGGCUUUCGGGGCCGCGGGCGCCGCGGGGCCGCCCAGGAAAGCGGCGCCCGCCACGCCCCAAGGAGCUCCCCAAAGAUUCUCGGGGCAGGAGGCGCUGCAGUGGACGGGCUCGCAGAGGAUCAACGUCCGCGUCACCCUGCACAGGGCGGAUCCCAGGAAGGUGAAGGAGAAGAGCGGCCUCCACCCGGAGCAGAAGGGAGAUCCGCGCGCCAACCGCUGGGACGGCGGCCCCUGCCCCGCCGGGCCCAAAGCGCCCGGCCCGGUGCCGGUUCUGGAGCAGAAUUCCAACCCGCAGAACCGCUACACGCCCGAGAGCGCCUCCAGCAUUUUAGCGAGUUUCGGGCUGUCCAACGAAGAUCUGGAAGAGCUGAGCCGCUAUCCCGACGAUCAGCUGACCCCCGAGAACAUGCCCAGGAUCCUGCGGGAGAUCCGGAUCCGGAAGAUGGGCCACGCCGUGCCCGUCCUGCACGCCGCGAGCCGCGGGGAGGAGCCGGUGGGCGAGAGCGGCGGCGCCGUCAAGGGCAAAGUGAUCGACUACGGCCACGCCAGCAAAUACGGCUACACCGAGGACCCGCUGGAGAUCCGCACCUACAACCCCGAGGCGCCGCCCGAGGAAGCGCUGGACGCGCCCGUCUACAACGCCGACGGCUCGAGCGCGGAGAACCGCGAGGAAUUCCAGCGGGAGCAGAGCGUGCCGGUGGCCGUCCCGCCGCCCAACGUGCCGUGCGGCCCCGCCUUCCCGGCCGAAGAGCUCGUCAAGCUGCCGGCGUUUCCCGGCGAUUCCUCGCCCGCUCCGCCGUUUUUCCCGGCCGAGCCGCCGGCCAAGGUGCCGGUGCUGUGCGGCGCCGCUCCCGCCGCGUUGCCGGCGCCCAAACCGGCGUCGCAGCCGCCGAUGCCGCCGGUGCUGCCGCCCAUGCUGCCGGCGCUGCUGCCCACGCCGCUGCCGCAGCCCAUGCUGCCGCCGGGGAUGCCGCCGCUGGUCCAGCCGCCCGUGUCCCAGCACGUGCUGCCGCCCUUGACGCCUCCGCCCUUCUCGGCCGGGCUCUUGGCCGCCAUCAGCCAACACGAGCAGAAACAACGCGACACCGGCGCCCCGCACGGCGCCGCCCACGCCCACACCGCCGCGUCCUCGGCGGGACACAAACCCUUCCACAAAUCCUUCCAGCUGCCCGCAGAGGAGCCCAUCAAAUCCCCGUUCGGGGUGGUGAAGGCGUCCUGGCUGCCCGUGUUCCCGAAUUCCCAGAAGAACAAACGCCUGCCCACCCCGUCCAUGAUGAACGACUACUAUGCCACGUCGCCACGAAUAUUCCCACAUUUGUGUUCUCUGUGUAACCUUGAAUGCACUCAUAUGAAGGAUUGGAUCCUGCACCAGAACAACCCCGCCCACCUCGAGAGCUGCCGCAGGCUGCGCCAACAAUAUCCCGAGUGGAAUCCUGAGGCUCACUCCUCCAGCAGGAAUGCUGACCGGAAGGAGAACCGCACUCCCAAGCACCGCUCCAGUUCCUGCAGCCCCGAGCGGCGCCGUUCCCGCGCCGGCAGCUCCGGCGCUUCCCGCUUUUCCGGCGGAUCCUGCUCCGCCCCGCGCCGUUACCGCUCCCGAUCCCGAAGUCCCGGAAGAUUCCGGAGGCCGCGGAGCCGGAGCCCUCGGCACAUCCGAAGGAUCAGCCCCCGGCACCGAUCCCGAUCCCCUCAGCGUUCCCGGAAUCCGCUGAGAUCCAGCCCCAGACCGCGGAGAUCUCCCAGCUCCGAGCGCUCUUCCCGCCGUUCCAGCCGCUCCGAAGAUAGGAAAGCAGCUCUGGAAGCCGUGAUGAAAACUUUGGGACCGGGAUUUUUGGCCGAGUUCAAGAAACACAAAUCCCUGCAAGCGGCGGUUCAGGAAUCGCUGGCAUCGGGAAAAUCCCACGGAAUUCCCAGCAGGAUAAGCGGGAAUGGGAAGAAACAACCUCGGAGCGCUCCCAAAACUUCCAGGAAAGACGGAUCUGCCGGGCCGGGAACGAGCUCCGGGCUGGAAUCCGAAGGAUCCAUCCCAAAAAAAGAGAGGGAAGAGGAGGAGGAUUCGUCCGGAGGGAAAAAUCAUCCGGCUUCCUACAACAGGCUGCUGCGGGAGGAGCUGCUGAGCUGUGGGACCGUGCUGCAGAUCUCGGAUCUUCCCGACGAUGGAUUUUCCGACCAGGACAUCAAGAAACUCGUUCAGCCCUUCGGGAAGGUCAGCGACCUCAUCGUGCUGCGCUCCCGCAAUGAGGCCUACCUGGAGAUGAAUUUCAAGGAAGCCGUCAUGGCCGCCGUCAAGUUCGGGGAGACGGCGCCGCUGCUGCUGCACGGGAAACGCGUCCGGCUGAGCGUGGCCGAGAGAGCCAGAGGGGGACAGGUGAAGAAGGUGGUGAAGAAGCGAAUCCUGAAUCCCAAAAAAGCGGCGACGAGCACCAAGAAAAUUCCGAGCAGCACCAAGAGCCCCAAGGCCCUGCCAGGGAAAAAGGAGAAAGUGAAGAAAACUCCGGGAGAGAAGAAAGGGAAGAAAGGAACGAGCGCAGGAAAAGGCGCGGCCGAAGAUUCCCGGGAUUGCGCUGAGGCCGGAGCGGAAAUUCGGGAAUCGGAGCUUUCCCAAGGAAAACAAUCCCCGGAGCGCGAAGGGAACGGAGAGGACGGGAAAGGGACGGAGCCGGGGCCAGAGGGAGCUCCUGGCUCAGAGGCUGCGGCGAGCGAGGAAUCGGCGGAUCCCGGCGGGAAGGAUUCCGAGGAUUCCUGCGUCCUCCUCAUCUCCAACCUGCCCGACAAGGGAUAUUCCCAGGAGGAAAUCUCCAACCUGGCCAAACCCUUCGGAGGCCUCCGCGAUCUCCUCAUCCUCUCUUCCCAUAAAAAGGCGUACCUGGAGAUCUCCCGGAGAGCCGCGGAUUCCAUGGUGAAGUUUUACGGAUGUUUCCCGAUUUUCCUGGACGGGAAUCAGCUGCAGAUCCGGCCCGAGCCUCGGCACAGCUCCCUCCGAGACGAGGAAGCGAUUUUCACCGCCCUCAUCAAGGAUUCCAAUCCCAAGCUGGAUUGCUCCUCUCUGCGAGCUCAGCUGGUGCUCCUGGGGAAUCUCCCAUCCGAUGGAUUCCGGGAGCUGGAGGUUGUUUGUGCGGGGCUGCGUUUUGGGAAGGUGGAGCACUACGCCGUGCUCAGCAACCGGCACCGGGCCAUCCUGCAGCUGGACAGCCCCAAAUCGGCGCGGGCCAUGCACAGCUUCCUGCAGCAGUAUCCCUACACCAUGGGCGAGCACACACUCACCUGCUCCUUGUCCUGCCACGGUGAUUCUCCUGAGGCUGAAAGCGGGAAAAGGGAAGCGAAGACGGAGGAUGGGAGCAGAGGAAGCUCGGGCUUGAAAAAAAUUCCAGAGGUGCAAAAACCAGCCGGGAAUCCAUCGGGAGAGGCCAGGAAAGGGCAAAUUCCCACCCCAAAUGUUCCGGAGGAGAUUCCAGCGGGACAGCUGGAGAUUCCCGAGCCUCAGGCGGGAGGAGCAGCGAGGGAGGACGCGGAAGGAUCGGAUCCUGGAACGGGAAUUCCCGCGGAUCCUGCCGGUGGGAAAUCGCCCGGAGCGAGGUCGGAGGAGAAGCCGGCGCCGCUUUCCAGGGAUGGGAAGGAAGAGGUUCGGGAUGAGCCGGAGCUGGAAGUGGGGAAGGAGGAUGAGGAGCUCUCUGCUCCCGCCGUGGAAGUUCUGGAAUCAUCCGGAGAAACGCCGGGAGCCGUCCCUGGAACAUCCCCGAGCUCGGACGAGGCUCCCGCGGCAUCGCCCGGAGCGGAGCCGGCUGCUCCGGAAAAAAUUCCCGUUCCUGAGGGCGGGAAAAGCGACCGUGAAACGUCCACGGAGAGGAAAUGUGUCCCAAAAACUCUGGAUGUUCCAGGGAAAAAAUGGGAUGUGGCUGGAGCAGAGAGAGAGGGGACGGCGGAGGAAUCCCUGUUGAAAAUCGGGGAAAAUCCGGGGAAAACUUGGAGCAAGGCUGGGACAGAGGUGGAGAAAACACCUGGAAAAACGUUAUCCAAGGGUGGGGAAAACUCUGGGAAUGCUGUGGGUGAGAUCCCCGUGGGAAGUUUGGUUAAAAUCCCACAAAAUAAAGGGAUGGGAGCAGCGAAAUCCGAGGAAAGCCGCGCGGCGGCUCCGGGAAAUCCCGGUGCUUCCCUGAAGGAAUCUUGUCCUGGGAAACCCCUUUUGAAGGCGGUGGUGUCCAUCCCGGAUAUCCUGAAGCAGAGAAUUCCCGUCAGGAUCACCGAGCCUUCCCUGGGAAAACCUGGGGAGCAGAAAAUCCCUCCCAGGGCGGGACCGGAGAAGAAAAUCCCACCCAAAGCCGCGGCUCAACCGGGAGCUGGGAACGGCCAAUGGAAAGGGAACGGGAAUUCCGGAGUGGAUCCGCAGGGAGAGAGCGGGAAGAGCUCAUCCCAACAGGAAAAGGAUUCCCAGCUGGAAUCUCGGGCGAGUUCCAAGCAGAGCCAGCAGGGAGAGAGCGGAACGGGCGGCACGAGGGAAGAUCCCGGCGGGAAUCAGGCUCCUGGCAGGGGCGGUGCUGCAGCCUGGAAAAGCGGCACCGGCGGCGCUGGAAGACAGAAGGAGGAGGAAGAGCUCUUCCCGUUUAACCUGGACGAGUUCGUCACGGUGGACGAGGUGCUGGACGAAGCCGAGUCUCCGGCGACGCCGCGGCGAAACCCCCCGAGGGGGAAGAGAAAAGAAGCUCCCAAAUCCAACCCUUCGGAGCCGCCGGCGUCCAAGAAGAGGAAAGGGAAGAGUUGCGGAGCCGAAGGUGAGCUGUCCUUUGUCACCUUGGAUGAGAUCGGGGAGGAGGAGGAGGAGGAGGACGCGCCGGUGCCGCUGCCGGGCGUCGACCCCCAGGGCCUGGUGGUGGUGGAUGAGGUGGUGGAAGAGGAGGAGCUGUCGGAAGCGGUGAAGGAUCCGCAGGCGCUGCUGACGCUGGACGAGAUCUCGGAGCAGGAGGAGCCGGGUUCCCACGGGAACGGGCCCAGGGUGGAAUUUGAGGAGCGGGAGCUGAAGGCCGAGCCCUUGGUGACCGUGGAUGAGAUCGGGGAGGUGGAGGAGCUGCCCCUCAACGAGCCCGCGGAGCUGAGCGCCGCCGAGGAGGGCAAAGCCAAUGCCGGGGAUUGCGGCGCCUCCCAGGUGCCCGACGAUCCCAACGCCUUGGUGACCGUGGAUGAGAUCCAGGAGGACAACGAGGACAAUCCUCUGAUGACUCUGGAUGAGGUUAACGAGGAUGAGGAUGAUUUCCUGGCCGACUUCAAUCACCUCAAAGAGGAACUAAACUUUGUUACAGUCGAUGAAGUCGGCGACGAGGAAGAAGAAAACUCUUUCCCAGGGAAGAACCCGCCUGAAGAUGAAGAUGAUGAAGAUAUUGUUGCUGUUGCAGGACCAGAGGAAAUGGGAAUUCUGGGAGAUACAAAUCCAGAGGAGGAAAUGGCUGAAAUCUCUAAGCCAAAAGCAGCUCAGCUGGGAUCAGAAGAGGCAGAACCAAAAUCUCAGCAGAAGAAAACGACUUUUCCAGGUGUCCCCAAGACUCAGAGCACUCCCAAAGCUCUGGAUAUCCUGGUCCCAAAGGCCGGAUUCUUCUGCCAGAUCUGCUCCCUCUUCUACGCCGACGAACCCUCCAUGAUCAACCACUGCAGGACCUCCCUGCACCGGCAAAACAUGGAGAAAUUCAUGGCCAAACAGCAGGAUAACGACGGGGAGGAGCCGAGCUCCAGGUGAUGGAACUUGCCCAGGAACGAAACUUCGGGGCCAGUCAGUUCUGUGUGUUUGGAUUUCAUUUGGGGUCGGGAAGGAACAUCCAUGGUGGAAAAAAAAAAAUUGGAGUCGGGAAAAGACUAAACCCAAAGCAGGAGAGGGUUGGAUUUGUGUCUCCAAUCAUCCCAACGUGGGAAGAGACUGCUGUGGGCCAGGAAAUAAAUGUUCUCUCUGUAUAGUUACCCCA